Hevea brasiliensis (rubber tree) is the source of this 2018-nucleotide messenger RNA. RefSeq names its product chaperone protein dnaJ 16. The transcript has 12 exons. Bases 398 to 1630 code for a protein of 410 amino acids. The record is from RefSeq and is a predicted model, not a curated record. NCBI's taxonomy places the organism in Eukaryota, Viridiplantae, Streptophyta, Magnoliopsida, Malpighiales, Euphorbiaceae.
CAACACCACACAAAUCAGAAGUAAUCAUGUUAACAAGCAGAACCUCCGCGUGCAAGUACGCGCCCUGUUGCUUUUUAUCGAAAGGGUAUCGUUUUUUGAAAAUUUUGAGGAAGACUACAAAAAUAACAAAAUUUCACACCUAAUUUCCCCUCCAUUUUCUCGUUCGUUUGUCUCUCUCAAACCUCCAGCUCAGGAGGUCCCAUGGAGUCUUUCUCUCUCUAGGGUUUAUCUGCUCUUUUAACUUUCUUUUCUAAAUCAACCAUUUUCUGGGAAAGUUUGUGGGAAUUUGAGAGUAGUUUUGAGGAUUUUUUUCCCCCGUGAAACUUAAGUUGUUUGUGGAGAUUUUUAGUUUUUUUUUUUAAUUUUUUGAAUUGAAAUUUUAACGUUUGAUUUGGAAAUGCCGGCUCGCCGGUCGAGGCCGGAGAAGCAAGAUGAGGCAAAGCAUCUCCGGCGGGACCCUUACGAGGUCCUUGGCGUCUCCAGGAACUCCUCCGACCAGGAAAUCAAGAGCGCGUACCGCAAAAUGGCUCUCAAAUACCAUCCUGACAAAAAUGCAAAUGAUCCUGAAGCAGCUGAUAUGUUUAAAGAGGUUACUUUUUCCUAUAAUAUCUUGUCUGAUCCAGACAAGCGGCGCCAAUAUGACUCAGCUGGUUUUGAGGCUGUUGAAUCAGAAAGUCAAGAAUUGGAGCUAGAUCUUUCAAGCUUGGGCACUGUGAACACUAUGUUUGCAGCACUUUUUAGUAAACUUGGCGUGCCUAUUAAGACCACUGUAUCAGCAACUGUCUUGGAGGAGGCACUAAAUGGGGUGGUCUCUAUUCGUCCACUUCCACUGGGGCAACCUAUUUCAAGGAAGGUUGAAAAGCAAUGUGCUCACUUCUAUUCUGUCACAAUAACAGAAGAGGAAGCAAGGGCAGGCUUUGUCUGUCGAGUGCAAUCCUCUGACAAAAGCAAGUUCAAGUUAUUGUAUUUUGAUCAGGAAGGAAAUGGUGGACUGAGCCUUGCUCUGCAGGAGGACAGUGCCAAAACAGGAAAGUUUACAUCUGCUGGAAUGUAUUUCCUUUGUUUUCCUGUUUAUCGGUUGGAUCAGACAGUCAACGCGAUUGCAGCCGCAAAGGAUGCUGAUACUGCCUUCUUCAAGAAAUUGGAUGGGUUUCAGCCAUGUGAAAUAACGGAACUGAAGGCUGGCACCCAUGUUUUUGCUGUCUAUGGUGACAAUUUUUUUAAGAGUGCAAGUUACUCAAUAGAAGCUCUCUGUGCUGCACCUUUUGUGGAAGAAAAAGAAAAUCUUAGAGAUGUUGAAGCUCGAAUUCUUACAAAAAGGGUAGAGAUAUCCAAGUUUGAAAAUGAAUACAGAGAGGUGUUGGCACAAUUUACAGAAAUGACCAGUAGAUAUACGCAAGAAAUGCAAGAGAUUGACGAGCUGCUUAAACAAUGGAAUGAAAUUCAUGCCUCGUACACAAUUGCUCCCCAGAUGAAGCGGAGUACAAGUAAGAGCAGGAGUAAGGGCCUCUUCAGGGAGACCAAAGAAGAAGGACAAUUGAGAGAUAAGAAAGCUUCAAUGAAGGAUAGAACUAAGAAAAAGAAAUGGUUCAAUAUCCACUUAAAAGUUGACAAGAGAAAGCCUUGCUAAAUAUGAUGGAUGUGGGAAGCCGUUCCAUACAGAUGGGAUAGAGAUAGAGUGCGUCAUCUAUGUCUGCAUUGAUUAAUUUGUUCUGAUGGUUUGAUGCUCUGCAAACAAAUUAUGAGGUCAAGCUAUUCCUUGACCAUGUUGCAACUUUCAAUUGAUGACAAAGUACAAAUCGUUGUUGCCGUGGAAAUGCUCCAUUUCUCCAGCUUGUUAAAGGAUGACAACAGUUCAUUGCUAUUGUAAAAUUCCAUUUUUUUUCAUCACUUUAUCAGUCACUGUCUUGUUUCUUUUUGCUCAGAUUGUAAGCAAGCAUAUCUGUAAAUUGCAUAACUUGUUCUUGAAGAUCCUUUCAUCAGCUAAUGGGAAAAGUAAAGCGUGGCCACUUUUUGCA